UUUCAGUAAAUCCAUCACCCUGCUUGUCCACUUCCGGCUCUACCUUAGGCGCAAAUAUAAAACCAAACUCGGUCACCAGUUCUAGCUGACCACCUCUACUCUUCUUUGCGAUCCUUCUUGUAAAACACCCCAACUCACAGAUUUUCUGUUUACAUAUAUCCAUGGCUCCAGCAGCAUUGGCACCAUCUUCGGAUUCGAUUAAGCCUAGAGAUGUAUGCAUUGUUGGUGUUGCACGUACGCCAAUGGGUGCACUUCUUGGAUCUCUUUCAUCUUUAUCUGCCACCAAGCUUGGCUCUAUUGCUAUUGAAGCUGCUCUUAAAAGAGCAAACGUUGAUCCAUCAACUGUUCAAGAAGUUAUCUUUGGCAAUGUCCUUAGUGCAAAUUUAGGGCAGGCUCCUGCCAGACAAGCUGCACUAGGUGCAGGAAUACCUAAUUCAGUAGUCUGCACCACCGUUAACAAAGUUUGUGCAUCAGGGAUGAAAGCAACAAUGCUUGCCGCACAAAGUAUCCAGUUGGGCAUCAAUGAUGUUGUUGUGGCUGGUGGCAUGGAAAGCAUGUCCAAUGCACCUAAGUAUAUUGCAGAAGCAAGGUUGACAUCCACUGCCAUUUAUGUUUCUCUUAGCUUUGAACUCAAUCACAAAUUCUCUGAUCAGAUACUAAAAUACAGGAAGGGAUCUCGCUUUGGACAUGAUUCUCUUGUUGAUGGCAUGCUGAAAGAUGGUUUAUGGGACGUCUAUGGUGAUUGUGCCAUGGGAUCAUGUGCUGAAUUAUGUGCAGAUAAACAUACAAUUACAAGAGAGGAGCAGGAUGCCUUUGCCAUCCAGAGCUUUGAGCGAGGAAUUGCUGCCAAAGACGCUGGUGCCUUUGCAUGGGAAAUUGUUCCGGUUGAAGUUUCUGGUGGAAGGGGAAAGCCAUCAACAAUUGUUGACAAGGAUGAAGGCCUAGGAAAGUUUGAUGCUGCCAAAUUAAGGAAGCUCCGUCCUAGUUUCAAGGAGAGCGGAGGUUCUGUUACUGCUGGCAAUGCUUCAAGUAUAAGUGAUGGUGCUGCUGCUUUAGUUUUAGUGAGCGGAGAGACGGCAGUAAAACUUGGGCUGCAGGUGAUUGCAAAGAUCACAGGGUAUGCUGAUGCUGCACAGGCGCCAGAGUUCUUUACUACUGCUCCAGCUCUUGCAAUUCCUAAAGCUAUAUCAAAUGCUGGUUUGGAGGCAUCUCAAAUUGAUUUUUAUGAAAUAAAUGAAGCCUUUGCUGUUGUGGCUCUUGCGAAUCAGAAACUGCUUGGACUUAAUCCUGAAAAAGUGAAUGUGCAUGGUGGAGCUGUAGCCUUGGGACAUCCUCUAGGUUGUAGUGGAGCACGCAUCUUGGUCACACUGUUGGGGGUAUUGAAGCAGAAAAAUGGGAAAUGCGGUGUUGGUGGUGUUUGCAACGGAGGAGGCGGUGCAUCUGCCCUUGUUGUAGAGCUUGUAUGAGUCUUUUCAGGUUGGGCCUUUGAUAUGAAGUUGGGAGCUUCUCGUUGAAGAUGAAACUCUGUUGUUGAGGCAUCUAAGCUCAAUGUUUUGCAAAAUUACCCACAGUUAUACUUUUUACUAGAAUAAACCAUAAGUGUAUUUAGCUUUUAAGAGGAAUGUAUUUAUUAAAAUAAUGUUGUACACCCAAAAUCUCCUUCUCUCUUUAAUUUCCUCUAUUUGUGCUACCGAAUUCAUACUGUGUACUACUUUUUUUUACCAAUGGGAAGAAGAUGAGAAAAUAUAAAUAAAAAAGACUUGCUAGCAAUGUUUUGGUAAAGCUGGUUGUAACUUGUGCAAUGACUGGAGAGCCAGAUUGUGAGUUGAAUUCAAUUGCUCUACCAUCAGGCCAAUUACUCAGGUCCUAUCUCUCUAUUCAAGUCGCACGUAAAUUGUAGUGGAAUAGAGACAGAACUGGGUUAGAAGAAUUCCUCAACGUCUUCUAACCCAUGCUUUACGUCGGGUUUCUAAUUCUAACCCAGGGGGCUGUAAAUUUUCAAACAAGGAUACCAGAGUGAAAAUGAGGAAGUGGAAGCUGGGCGAGUGCUAGGAUCAAAAGCACAAAGGGUGGGUUGAUUUUCAGUGUGUCCAAGCGGUUGUAUUAACAAGUGAACCCAUGCAUCAAUAGCGAGGAUGCAUUGAGUCAAUUCUUAAAAGGUGUGUCUAGAACAAUAACAGAGAUGUUUGAGGCUUGAGCGUCACACGUUACUCUUAAAUUUGUAUUCGUAGAUUGGCAACAUGUGAAUGCCAUAAUAGGGGAUCAUGUGUUGAUUCUCAGUGCGGUGGUACUGACAACUGAACCCAUGGAUCGAUACAUCUAUACAAUACAUGCAAGUGUCGACUGCCAUGAGCAACAAAGAUGUGCGACUGUGAGACUUAUAAGCGUAGCUUGGACGAUACUUGAGCGUCACACGUUAGUCUGAUUGCAACUCUACAUGGUUAUAUUUACAGGUUGACGCCGUGCUAAGGCGUGUGUUGCUCGAUAUGCCCCAAAAAAAAACUCUAUGAACAAGAGCUGAUUUAAGCCUUGUGAUGGGAAAGCAGAGAUAGGGAGAGGGAUGAGUCCAGUGGGCAGAUUGGAAAGAGAUAAAAGAUCACUGUUCAGAAGGUAGAAAAGCUUACAAUUGCGUGUAUCUAUCCAACACAUGGUCUCAUCUAAUCCAAUGAGGCCAGUGUCACUGUUGCCUGUUGGUGCGCUUCGCUGGAAGUACCAAACAGCGUCAGUGGUCCCCACCAACAUUUGAACUCUCCCUACAUGAUAUAGUAAGGCACGUUGUCCGGACUCCGCUCCAUUGGCGUGGCCCACACCUAGUCUCUCUCUCUCUCUCUCUCUCUGAGGAAAGAGUAGGUAAAGGAAAAAGGAAAAGCGAAGGAAACAUCCAUCAAGCAAAAGACCAGGACGGUAGAAAGAGGAAGCCACAGAAUUCUCUCCAUCCCAUUCAUGGUGGUACGAUCAUCCAACAGACAUAUAUACUUUAAGAAUUAUGUGUACAUGACUACACUUCUACCAUAUACCUAUACGUCUUGAAAAGGAUGGACCAUUGCCAAAGUUUGGGGAAUGGGAUGUCAAUGACCCAGCCUCGGCUGAGGGAUUCACAGUAAUAUUCAACAAGGCUCGAAAUGAGAAAAAGACAGGUGGCAAGGUUGACUCACCACCAAAGGAUGACUCAAAAUAUAAGCAUGGAGCAGUUCUUGGGAAACCUCAUUCC
This is a messenger RNA of Juglans microcarpa x Juglans regia, 3211 nucleotides long. Its product is annotated as acetyl-CoA acetyltransferase, cytosolic 1. The record is from RefSeq and is a predicted model, not a curated record. Bases 162 to 1466 code for a protein of 434 amino acids. Gene Ontology annotation, molecular function: acetyl-CoA C-acetyltransferase activity. Gene Ontology annotation, biological process: fatty acid beta-oxidation. The transcript is spliced from 15 exons. NCBI's taxonomy places the organism in Eukaryota, Viridiplantae, Streptophyta, Magnoliopsida, Fagales, Juglandaceae.